GCAGGAUUGUCAGAUGAAGAAGUGGCAAAGGCUUGUCAAGAACCAGAUGAAGCAACUAAGGACUUCUUUUUCCAACAAACCAUGAUUCGUGUGAAAGAUCCCAAGAGAUCACUAGAAUUCUACACAAAGGUUAUGGGAAUGAGGUUACUAAAGAAAUUUGAUUUCCCUUCCAUGUCAUUUUCUCUGUAUUUUGUUGGAUAUGAUAAACCAGAGAAUAUUCCUAAGGAUGAGACAGAGAGAACUCGCUAUUGCUUCCAACAAAAAGCCACUCUGGAGCUUACACAUAACUGGGGGACAGAAAAUGACCCAGAACAAUCCUAUCACAAUGGUAACAGUGACCCUAGAGGGUUUGGUCACAUUGGUAUUGUUGUUCCUGAUGUAGACAAGGCUUGUGAGCGAUUUGAGUCCUUGGGAGUAGAGUUUGUAAAGAAACCUAAUGAUGGCAAGAUGAAAGGCCUGGCCUUCAUUAAGGACCCAGAUGGAUACUGGAUUGAGAUCUUAAAUCCAAACAACAUGGCCGUCAUAGUGUAACAAACACUGACUUAACAAUCACUACACAAUGCUCCCUGAUUCAGCCCUCUUGGAACCUCUGACUGUACUUAACAAAAAUGUUUCAUUUGUGUUCUGCUUAGUUAGCGUGCUCAAUAUUGAGUUUAUCUAUGGUUUGAAAGAGGGAAAGAAGUGAUUAUUAAUCCAAUGGGAAAUUAUUGAAUAACUGCUAGUGAAGUCAAGUUAAAGAAUAGGUAUAUUUUGUAAGAGUUUUUUGUUUUAAGUAAGAUACAAAACUCAGAUACUUUUAAAAUAUAUCUUUUUAGCAUUUGAGUGGGUAGUUGCAUGUACAUAGGCAUAUCUCUGGAUUAUUCUUGUGUGACAGCCAAUAUUGCUUAAAAGAGCAAAGUAUAAUUAAAGCACUUUGCAAGAAGUUUUUAAUUCGAUCCUUUUCCGGCUGGUGAUAAGUCCUCAUUCAUCUUUCUUGUCUGCUUUGAGUAAUUGUAAAAAAUUCAGUUCCAAAUCAAAUGAUUUGUAUACCAAAAAUUCACUUAUAUUUUGCAAAAUAUUUAUUCAUAUUUUGUAAUGUUCCAACACAUGGGAAAUGAAUAGACACAUAUAUAUUUGUGGUGAAUUUUUAUACAUUUAAAUUAAUACAUGUAGAUAGUGCCAAACCUCAGAAACGAAGUAAAAAUGAUUUUUUUUGGCCAUGUACAUUUGUAUACUGAUUCAUACAAGUAUUUUGUUUAGUCUGGUAUGUUAAUUAUACCCAACGCAACAAGUUGCAAGAGGUAUAAUGUUUUUGACUAGUCUGACAGUCGAUGUGUCAGUCGUCCGCCAGUCCUGUUUUUUUGUCAGCACAACUCCUCAUAAACUGCUGCAAACAGUUUCUUCAAACUUUGCAGAUAUUUAGGACACAAUGUGUAGAUGUACAUAUUACCAGGAAAUUCCGAUUCCUUUAUUUUUUGGGGGUGGGGAAUUCUGGCACUUUUCAAGUUAAAUAUUUGGCCCUAUCUUGAUUAUAAACAUGAACAGUUUGUCAGCACAACUCCUCAUAAACCGCUGCACACAAUUUCGUCAAACUUUGCAAACAUUUAGGACACAAUGUGUAGAUGUGUAUAUUACCAGGAAAUUUCGACUCCUGUAUUUUUUCUGGGAAUUUCAGCACGUCUAAUUUUGGGGGAGCACGGGGUAUGUGAGCUUGCUCAGUUUUUCUUUCAAUUUGAUUAUCUUUACUAAUGGGUUAACUUAUUAAGAUAUUUUAGUGCUAAUACAGGUCUAUGUACAGAUUAAUUGACAAAAAAUAAAAUAAAAUGUCAAAAUCUAACUUAAUUAAUAAAUUAAGCAAAAUGUGAGUGCUACAUGUAUAUAUCACAUGGCAGUGUGUUCCAGUGAGAACUUUUAUUGUCCUUGGAUACAAGUUUUCUACCUGUAAUGUACUGGUACAUGCAAUUAUUGCAUGUUCAAGCUUAUUAAUACAAGUGUUGCAUAUUUUGUAGUAAUUAAAUGAUGUUUAAGAUACUAGGGUGCCAUUCAUUUGAUUCAGGUUCUUUGAUAUUUUCAUGUUAGAGGUGCUUGUACCAUUACAUGUAGUCUUAUUUCUACAAAUGUAUUCUUUUUCAUUUAUUUUAUGUGCAGAGAUACAGGGAUAUCUUUAAUGCAUUGACUUUUUAAUCAGUAUUUUGUACAAUUGGUUGAGCUUCAGCUUUAACUUUUAUCCAUUAACUGAAUUAUUGUUAUGCAUGUACAGAUUGGUGCAUUUACAAAGUGUCAUGAAGCAAUAAAAAGACCUUUUUAAUUUU
This is a messenger RNA of Saccostrea cuccullata (small rock oyster), 2291 nucleotides long. RefSeq names its product lactoylglutathione lyase-like. The annotation marks the transcript as partial. The record is from RefSeq and is a predicted model, not a curated record. The transcript is spliced from 6 exons. Lineage: Eukaryota; Metazoa; Mollusca; Bivalvia; Ostreida; Ostreidae. Gene Ontology annotation, molecular function: metal ion binding; lactoylglutathione lyase activity.